Molecule: messenger RNA, 1046 nt
Organism: Solanum verrucosum
Lineage: Eukaryota; Viridiplantae; Streptophyta; Magnoliopsida; Solanales; Solanaceae
Product: J domain-containing protein spf31-like
Exons: 9
Coding region: 126-908 (260 amino acids)
Source: RefSeq, a predicted model, not a curated record
AUCAGAACUUUGUUUACCCGUUAAGCUCUGAACAUUUUGGGAGUUCUCAUCCCCGGUGGCGAAGUGGUUGUUACGCAUAACAGGAGAGAGAUUCGCAGCGGAGCGUGAACUCAACGCGUGAUUUGAUGGGAGAAAAUAGCUCUGUCACCGCCGCACCACCUCCGUCGUUGGAAAAAACCUCCGCCAUCGAGGACGCGCUUCUCAAGCAAUUCUUCGCUGAGGUCAGCGAGGUUGAGCGCGACAACGAAGUUAUAAGGAUACUUUCAUGCUUCAAGUUGAAUCCAUUUGAAUACCUUAACCUGUCAUUUGAUUCAUCCAUUGACGAAGUUAAAAAGCAGUAUCGUAAGUUGUCUUUACUUGUUCACCCUGAUAAAUGCAAGCAUCCACAAGCAAAGGAGGCAUUUGGUGCCUUAGCUAAAGCGCAACAGUUAUUACUUGAUCAACAGGAGAGGGAUUACAUUCUGAGCCAAGUUGUUGCAGCAAAAGAGGAAUUAAGAUCAAAGUGGAAGAAGCAGCUUAAAAAAGAUACUGCUAGCAAAUUGAAGUCAUUAGUUACUGAGGGUAAAUAUGACCAAGAACAUGAGCAGUCAGAGGAAUUCCAGCAGCAGCUGAAGUUAAAGGUUAGAGAAAUAUUGACAGAUCAAGAAUGGCGGAGGAGAAAAAUGGCAAUGAGGAUAUCUGAAGAGGAAGGCCGCUUGAAGAAAGAUGAGGAAGAAACAAAAGAGAUGUGGAAAAGAAAACGUGAGCAUGAGGAGCAGUGGGAAGGAACUAGAGAAAAUAGGGUGUCCAGUUGGAGGGAUUUCAUGAAGGGCGGGAAAAAGGCUAAGAAAGGAGAGAUUCGGCCUCCAAAGCUUAAGACAGAAGAUCCAAACAAAUCUUAUGUUCAAAGACCUGUUAAAAGAGGUUAACACAUGUACUCUGAUGGGUUUUUACUGCUUCCAUAGUGCCGUGAAUCUCAUUGAAAGCAUGAUUGAACUGGCUUCUUGAGUGUAUGCUUCAACCUUUGUAUAAAGUUGUAUUUGUUGAAAAGCCAAUUAUUGAGCAGC